This is a messenger RNA of Linepithema humile (Argentine ant), 4441 nucleotides long. RefSeq names its product zinc finger protein 432-like. Lineage: Eukaryota; Metazoa; Arthropoda; Insecta; Hymenoptera; Formicidae. The record is from RefSeq and is a predicted model, not a curated record.
UCCGCUCCCUCCAAAAGUGCGCGUACAUUGGCAACAUUGUUUUUUGGUAGUUUACAAAUAAAAUGGCCGAUAUGUGAGGCUAGUUUGUAUAGACAAUAAAAUAUGCAAUUAUGUAAAAUUAAUGACCGUUGGCUGUACGCGCGUCUAAACCAGAAUCAAGUCCCGAGAGCGCAAAACGCGGUAAAAGCAAGCGGAGUGUGAGUGAGCGUGUGGGAGUGUCAUCAGAGGAAGGUGGAGGUUGUCUUUGAAGUCCGUGGACGCCGCGGAGCCCUGAAGACCGAAACGAGGAGUCACUUAUGGUCUCCAACACAUAGAAAAACUGUCUAGCCAAACGGCGUGUUUUUUUUCUAUUGGUGCACAGUGGCGCGGCAACAAUACGAAAACGACUCUCAGAUUUACGAAAACAUUUUGUCGACAGAGAACGACAGAAAUCUCAUCGCUUGGUCCGAAUAUUUUCGACGCUCCGUUGGCCUCGUCUCACUUAGCCUCGUCUCAACUCAUCUCCCGGGGCUCGCAUCGCAAUCCCAAGAUCAGUGAAAGCGCCUCGGGAGCACGUUGCACGUUCUUAUCAUCAUUAACAAGAUAUAACCACUUUGCAGCACCGUUUUGUGUAGUUCAAAACUUGCAAAUAUCAAGUUUGCUCCAAGGACCGUUCCUGGUUUAGAUAUGACAACUGACUCUUACAUCCAAGGCCGAGAUACUGGAGCGUAACGGUGGAAAAGGUUGAUGUGGAAAAUGCGUUGACAGACACAGAGGAACCUGACAGUACCGCAUCCAGUCAGACCAACCCAUCCAUCGCAAAUCUCACAAAUAUGUGUACCACUCCUGGCAAUGCGGGCGCAGGAUUCGGGUAUGCUUGGUCCUUUGGAGGACCAGGGACAGAGACCCGAGAGAAUGCGCAGAAUGAACUUGCAACAAAUAUCAGUUAUGCCGUUAACAAUAAUCAAGAUCAAGGAUCCAGUCAAAAGAUACAAGUUGAUAUUAAGCCAACCAAGGUUGUCGCCACUACUCACCGUCGUCCAAUGUUUGCGAUGAAUGAAAGUUGUCAGCAAACACCCACUACACACCAUGGCCAUACUGGUGGAGCACAUAAUCAAACAACCCAUGGCACUCAUGUUCGUACUAAAAAGCAUCACGAUGUAUUUUCAUUAACUUGUGACAAAGGAGGGUGUAAUUGCGAUGCAGCACAUCCCACACCACCACCUUCCUUAUUCUCAAACACAUUAGUUUUUACAACAGCUGAUAAACAUGCCAUGAGUAAACACUUUAUGACACCACUUGGACCGUUGCAGCUUACAGCAGAAGAGUGCAAUGAAAUUUUAAUGAAGAGAGCAGCUGCAGCGUCCAAUCAAGCCAAUGCAGCGAAUAAUGUAGCGACGAGUCAGACGGACAGUACUGCUCACUUUGGACAUGUUUUGACCCAUGUGAAUACGACACAAAUCGAAACAAAAGUCAAGCAGCAACAGGAUAUGGGGAGCCAGGUCCGUGUGCCGAAAGAACGACCGUACUCUUGUGGGGAGUGUGGGAAAUCUUUUCUUCUGAAGCAUCACUUGACGACACACGCGAGAGUACAUACCGGAGAACGACCGCAUAUUUGCGUUCACUGUGGCAAAAGUUUUGCACACAAACAUUGUCUUCAUACACAUCUGCUGCUACAUAGCGCCGAGAGACCAUACCAAUGUCGCGAAUGUAAAAAGUCCUUCACACUGAAGCAUCAUCUUGUAACGCAUACUCGCGUGCAUACGCGAGAACGGCCGUUUGUCUGUCAAGAAUGCGGAAGAGCAUUCCCCCUGAAACGUCACUUGGUGACGCAUAGUAAGUUCCAUUCGGGAGAAAGACCUUACGUUUGCGAGGAGUGCGGGGAGUCUUUUUCACAAAAGGAUCAUCUUACGAUGCAUUCGCGCUUCCAUGGCAGUUUACAUCCAUUUGUUUGCCACGAUUGUGGCGCGACUUUCCAGAGAAAGUUUGAGCUAGUUAAUCACGGCCGGCUACAUGGCAGAGUUCCACAUUCGUGUACUGUCUGUGGAAAGGAAUUUCUGCAGAAGAGAACACUUUUAGCUCAUAUGCGAUUACAUACCGGCGAAACGCCCUUUGCUUGCACCGUCUGCGGAGAAGCGUUUCCACGGAAAGCAGAUCUGGUGGCUCAUUCGAAGAAUCACAAUAACAAUGCAAAUACCGAUGAGAAGUCUCUUACUUGCAGGGAAUGUGGAUUGGACUUUACAAAUAGAGAAGCUCUAAAUUUACAUCAGAGGUUACAUACCGGUGAUCGAACAUUAGUGACAGACCUUUGUGGACUAGCUGCUGCUUUCCAACAAACUCCAGCACAUUUUCUAACUCCGAAUACUCCAGGAACUCAUCAAAUGAACGGGCCAAUAGGAACGCCUGGUGUCAGUCAUAUGCACGGGGCGACGCAAACAUCGCCGCCUGUGGGCGCAGGACCAAAACCUAAGCCACAUAUUUGUCCGGACUGCGGUCGUGGCUUUGCACAAAAGCACGGCUUGUCGCAACAUCAACGACGCCACACCGACGGCAGUUGCCACAUAAGAUCCCACGUAUGUGAUAAAUGUGGCAAGGCUUUCUUCCAAAAAAAUCAUUUGUUAUUACAUCAGCGUCAGCAUAUGGAUCCGCCACCCAGUAUACUUAGACAACAGCAGAGACAAGCUGCUCAAGCUGCUGCUCAACAAGCACAACAGCAGCAAGCGCAGCAGCAACAGCAAGCGCAGCAGCAGCAGCAAGCACAGCAGCAGCAGCAGGUUCAACAACAGCAAGUGCAACAGCAACAAGUACAGCAACAGCAGCAGCAACCGCAACAACAGCAGCAAACAUGUACCGUCGAUACGAAAACAAUUCAGCUGCAGGCAAUACAACAGCAAGUACAACAACAGGUACAGCAGCAGCAACAGCAGCAGCAGCAGCAGCAAACGCAACAGCAGCAAGCAUGUUCUGUGGACUCUAAAGCAAUACAGUUAAAUGUCACCAUGUGAGACGGUAUAAAGAAGAGGGACUGGAGAUUCCUUGAAACAAUAGCACUCCCAAAUGCGCAUCCCGCUGCCACCCUCUACAUGCACUUCUCUUGUACUAACAAUAUACAUUAGACUUAUAUUUAUUAUAUCUAGAAUCAAGUACGGAAUAACCGAUUUUAUUACAAGAGUAUAUAAGAAUAUACAGAGUAUACAUAUUCUAAUUAAUAUAAGGCUUGUAACAAGAAAAUAAAAAUAACCAUAUAUUAAUGUUUUACAUAUACUUUAUAAAUAUACAAAUAUAAAAAUAUAAAUAUAAAUAUAAAUAUAUAUACUCUAGAUAUGUAAAACAAGAUAAACAAAUUAGUUGCCUUAAUAAGAAGAAGAAUUUUAAUGAACAUAUUAAUUAUUGUUUGGUGACUUUUUCAUUUACUUUUAUUUAGUAGGAUAUCACUUUAUAAGAAAAUACAUAUUGAAUAAAUCAUGAAAGAAAAAAAUAAGUUCGCCGUGUAUCGAUGUUUUGUUGUUAUCCUUUUCAAUAUAUUUGUGCGAUGGUAGUUGAGAAGAAAUUAUUGAUGUAUGAAGGGUAUUGAAGGGGAAAAUUCUGUAAACGAUUUUAUUUCUUCUUCGAAGAGAAAGAGGGUGGCAGAUAUUGCGCAUUUCUAAAGCAUUUUUAAAACUUAGAUCUAUACAAGAUAGCAUUUUAGCCCCGCGCGAUUUAUAUUUUUACGUUGAACAAUACGAGCAAAUCGCUUGUAAAAUUCUAGACAUACGUAAGAAUCCCGGUUUUAUAAGAUCCAAAUAUCAAUAAAUGGAUGUAAAUGUUUUUUUGUGACGAAUUAACACAAUUCGUAUCGGUAUAUUAUACACACACAUACAUAAAAAGCAAAACUAAUAUAUGUAUAUAUUGGUUUCUUUUGCGUGGGAGAUUAUUUUGGAAGCUAACUUGUAUAUACAUAUAUUAAUUUAAUAUCAAGAUAAAUAUUUCUGAGAAAACAUCGCAAAAGUUAUUGAAGUUACAAUCUUUUCGUAUGCGGAGUUUAGGAUCGCAGAAGCUUCCCCACACGCUUAUUUAUUUUCUUUGAGUGAAACAUUUUCUCCGUGAUGACAAAGUACACCUUGUGCUGAUGCAGAUACGUGAGAUUGCUUAGUGGGCUUUACUAGUAAAAUGCAAAUUUAAUUUUUGUCAAAUAAGAAUGUAUUAACUAAUAGAAUAGUUGAAAAAUCGGGAAAAAUACGAAUAAAAGUUUCCUACAUAGUUUUAAUACGUAUCUAUCCUUUUUUUUAAAACAACGUAGAACAUUGCUAAAGUAUUCAUAUAUGAAAAAAUUGCAAACUAACUUGUUGCGAGUUUUGUCCAUACCAGUUCUUUUUUUAUUUUUCUCUAUGACGUCUGUGGUGACAUUAGAACAAAAAAUACGGUAAAUUUUUAAGUUUUUUGACUUAAAAAUUUUCUUUUUAAAUUGUGGCAAUUUAUUAAA